AACCCCUUUCUCAAAAUAUAUGAUGUAACAGUUUCCACUUCUAUAGUCUCACAUAACAAUCAAACAACCAUUUGUGUAUUCUAAAUUAAAGCUAUGGAACGAACAUCUCUGAUUGUUCCCUCUGUCCAAGAAAUAGUAAAGCAGCCAUUAACAACCGUUCCAGAUCGUUAUAUUCGUCCACAUCACGACCGUCCAAUAAUAUCCACAAUUACUCCUUUACCCCAACUUCCUGUCAUUGACCUUACCAAAUUACUGUCCCAAGAUCUCAAUCUUAAGCAACCUGAGCUUCAUAAUCUACACUCAGCUUGCAAAGAAUGGGGUUUCUUUCAGCUGAUUAAUCAUGGAGUGAGUAGCUCCUUGAUGGAAAAUGUGAAGAAUGGUGCUAAGGAGUUUUACAAUCUUCCAUUUGAAGAGAAAAGAAAAUUUGGUCAGAAAGAAGGUGAAGUGGAGGGAUAUGGGCAAGCCUUUGUAAUGUCUGAGGAACAGAAAUUAGAUUGGGCAGACAUGUUUUUUAUGGUUACUUUGCCACCACAGUUGAGGAAACCACAUUUAUUCCCUAAACUUCCAUUACCAUUCAGAGAUCAUUUAGAGACCUAUUCUACUGAGUUGAGAAACCUUGCCAUCCAAAUCAUUGACUUUAUGGCAAAUGCCCUAAAUGUGAACACCAAUGAAAUUAGAGAACUAUUUGGUGAAGCAGCUCAAUCAACAAGGAUUAAUUAUUAUCCACCAUGUCCCCAACCAGAGCUUGUUACAGGACUCAAUUCACAUUCUGAUGGUGGUGGCCUCACAAUCCUUCUCCAAGGCAAUGAAGUGGAAGGUCUUCAAAUUAAAAAAGAUGGAUUUUGGAUUCCUGUUAAACCACUUCCUAAUGCUUUCAUUAUCAACCUUGGAGACAUGUUAGAGAUGAUAACAAAUGGAGUUUAUGGAAGCAUUGAGCACCGAGCAACGGUGAACUUGAAAAUGGAAAGGUUUUCUAUAGCUACAUUUUAUAGUCCAGGAAUGGAAGUGAUGUUGUGUCCAGCACCAACUCUUGUUACUACAAAAACACCAGCAAAAUUUAGAGCGAUUAGUGUAAAAGAUUUCUACUUGGGAUACCUUGGAAGAGAGCUACGUGGAAAAUCAUUUCUUGAUAGUUUGAGGAUCCAAAAUGAAGAUGAGAAAGGCACUUAGGUGUUAAAUGAUAUCAACUAUGAAAGCUGAAGCAUUAUAUAAGUUUGAGAUCAUAAAAAUAUAUAUACAAAAACUUAGGGACUUCAUUUUUGCCCUAAUGUUGAAGCAUAUAUGUUUUUGCAUAGUUUCUUUUCUUGUCUUUAGUGUCUGUUUUGUAAGAGAAUAAAUGUAUAUUUGUAUCCUGAACUAGUUCAUUGGUCCAAUAAGUCUCGCAUCAUAUUCAAGUUUGUUUGAACUAAUGAAUCAAUUAAUAAAUCUUACUAUUAAAUCAAA
Lathyrus oleraceus (garden pea) is the source of this 1443-nucleotide messenger RNA. Its product is annotated as protein SRG1. The transcript has 4 exons. The coding region runs from base 94 to 1170 and encodes 358 amino acids. NCBI's taxonomy places the organism in Eukaryota, Viridiplantae, Streptophyta, Magnoliopsida, Fabales, Fabaceae. The record is from RefSeq and is a predicted model, not a curated record.